Paramacrobiotus metropolitanus is the source of this 2375-nucleotide messenger RNA. RefSeq names its product myotubularin-related protein 10-B-like. Lineage: Eukaryota; Metazoa; Tardigrada; Eutardigrada; Parachela; Macrobiotidae. The record is from RefSeq and is a predicted model, not a curated record. Bases 240 to 2153 code for a protein of 637 amino acids. The transcript has 10 exons.
CGGCGACUGCGCUUUGACAGCGCGCUGAAAAUGCGCAACGAUCGUUUCACAGGAUCCUCUUCAUGCUUCGCACAUUCGAUUUGUUUGUUUGGGAUUUUCUGAUUUGAUCUUUUCCAAAUAUCUCAUCUGCAUUAUCUGUUGCUUUUUUAAUCGUUUUAUCGUAAUCUGGUGGGAUCUGAUUGUGGUUUGCCCCAUGUUGUGCACAGCGUUAAGUGUGCUGCGCAUGAACGUGUUCCGACAUGUUUGGCUCCGGAUCGGAUCGGACGGGCAGCAUCUCCAAGGGACUGUUCCGCUCCUAUUACAAUGCCUCGGCGGCCAGCAAUAAUCUGCUGACGAAGGGGGAGAAGAAGAACGGCCAGCAUGUCAGUUAUGGCCAGGGGGAGCCGGAGGAGCCCAGCGCCAGUCCCGAUGUGAAAAUCGAACCUCCGCGUUUAGCAGGCGAGUCGAUCUUGGCGCGUGCCCAGGGCGUGCAGGUGUUCCAGCCACUGUCGGCGGACAACCAGGGCGUCAUCGGGGAGCUGUACGUGACCAACUUCAAGAUCAGCUUCCAAACCAUCACCUUCCCCGACCACCGCUGGGACCACUUCCAGGCCAUCCAGGAUCGCGAUAAGCCGCCGUUGAAGGCCGCCGCCAAGCGCAGCAGCAGCGGCACGCCGGACUUUAGCACGCGCAGCGACUGGCUGCAGCUGUUGGACCGCGUGGACGCCGCUACCUGGCGCAUCACGCAGGCCAACGAGGACUUCCACCUCUGUCCCAGUUUACCCAAGUGCUUCGUCAUCCCCACCGCCCUGGGGGACGACGCCCAGCUGGAGCGGCUGUGCGGGCAGUUGGGCGUGGCCGACGAGCGGCGCCCCCUGGUGUGGUGCUGGAGCGCCCGCCACGGGGCGGCACUGUGCCGGAUGUCCAGCGACACCGACCGACACACGUUUGUGGAAGCGGUGAAGUUGGCGCAUCCCGAACGCAAAUCGCCGAUUGUCUAUGAUAUCGGCACACUGGCGCCUUCCCUCAAAGAGAUUAGAAAGCAUCACGAUGCGCUCAGGGAUUUGGUGCUCGUUGAAUCCUUCAGUGUGCUGGAAUCGGCGGACGAUAAAUGGUUCGUGGAUGUAGAAAAUACGCGCUGGUUGCACAGCGUCAGUCGCUGCUUGGAGCUGGCCUACACCGUGUGCGAUGCCUUACAGAAACAGACGUCGGCCAUCCUAAAAGAAAGUGGCGAUCGGGAUUUGAACUGCGUGAUCGCCGCGCUGGUCCAGCUGCUGAUGGAUCCGGAGCGGCGCACUAUUCCGGGCUUCCAGCGGCUGGUGGAAAAGGAGUUUGUCGCGCUCGGGCACCGCUUUCAGGAGCGCUUGGGCCUGGUGAAAACCGAACCCGACCGCGAGUCGCCGGUGUUCCUGCUCUUCCUGGACUGCGUCUUUCAACUAACCCACACCCACCCGGCGGCCUUCGCCUUCACCGACGCCUACCUCGUCACGCUGUACGACACAGCGCUCCUCGGCGUCUUCCGCAACUUCACCUUGAACUGCCAGCGCGAUGCCCUUGGCAAACCGACGGCCCCCGCCUUCACGGAGCUGCCGCGCGACUCCGCCUGGGACACGGCCGCCCUGCAGCCCCCGUCGGGGUCCCGGGCGGUCAACGGGCUGUACCGCGCGCAGAAUAUCGUCGCCGCGGUGCCCCUGGAGGCGCGGGUCAAGGGGCGGUUCGCCCCCGAGGAGGUGCUGGUGCCGGCGAUGGGCGUGGCCUAUUUGAAAGUGUGGCGGAGAUUAUAUUUGCGCUUCGUCCCGCCGCUGGCCGGGGGCGGCGGGGAGGGCGAGGCGGAGCGGGAGCAGCGGGUCAAGACGGUGUGUGAGGCGUUGGAGAGGGUGUGGAAGGAGAUACAGUUGGGCGAGGGACAGGCCGAGGAGGAGAAGACGCCGUCACGACGCGGGAGCAGCGCCAGCGUGGCCAAGUCACGGCCCCCGCCGGCGGACGCCCCGGCGACGGGCAGCAGCGACAGCCCGGUGGUGCGCCGGCACCGGCACGAUUCGGGCGCCUCGCUGCUGUCCAGCGCGUCCUUCUCCACGGCGGACGCGCGCCGCCGAUCUCAGCUGAUGCGCCCCAUCACCGGCGCGGCCGCCUCCGGGCCCGGCUCGCAUUCCAUCCUCACCUUCCAGAAGUGAGGCGGUCACGUUCCCUUUUAAUUGGAUUAGUUUUUGGUUUUUAAUCCUGGUCGGUUGGUAUUUUUUUGUUGCGGUUGUCUGUUGCAGCUGUGGAGUUUUUAAUUCGUUUUUGAUUUAAGCUUUUUAUCGUUAAUUACAGUGAGUGGUUUUAUCCCGAUGUGCUGUUCUGUGUGGGAGAAAAUCCAGCGUGACAAUUAAAAAAAAUUACUCAUAGUAUUAAAA